AUGAAUUCGCUGCGAGAGGAGGCUCCUGGGGUAGAUGCCACCAAGUUGGAACAGCUGCUGUCCGCAGCUUACGCCCUCGCCAGCCCUAAGUUGCAGCAGAUCAGUUUACCCGACUUCCCCAUCGACAGUCUUCACGCUGCUGCGCGUAUACUGGAAACCAACCCAGGAAUUCCCGUACACAAGCUACUCUGCCUACUCUAUCCCUACAAGACGCUCCUAAGCAAAGACCACGUCAAAAACGUUCACGGCGUUCUACACAAUCUGAGUGUAGACACCGAGUCGAAAUGCGCUGUGGCCUUGCGCGGGGUGGAGUUCACGGAAAACGAAGCCUUAGCGACGCUUGAGAUCAACGGCGCCAAGUCUCAAUUUGGCGUGACAAGCGGCGCAAGCUCGUACAGGAGGGCGGAGAAGGGCUACGUGCGGACGGAAUACCAGAGUGAGCUAUUAAGCGAGCUUCUGCUAAGUCACAGUGUUGCAGACUUUUGUAUUGUGGGUCCGAAAGGCUGCGGCAAGAGUCUCCUGGUGGCGCAACUUGCGUCACUACUGCACUACACUAUAGAGCCCAUAGUCCUGUACCAGGACAUGACCGCUAGGGACCUUGUACAGCAACGCACUACUUUGGACAAUGGGGAUACGGUGUGGAGGAACUCCGCCCUGGUGGAGGCGGCCUUGAAGGGGCAUAUGGCGGUGCUGGAUGGCCUGCACAGGGUCCACGCCAGCACCUUGGCUGUGCUGCACAGGCUAGUGCACGAUCGAGAGUUGCAGUUGCACGACGGCACACGUCUAUUAAGACAUGACAGGUAUGACGAUCUGUUGUCGUCAGGCCUGAGCGUCCAAAACUUGGAGGAAAGUGGCGUGAAGAGGAUCCAUCCAGCCUUCAGAAUCGUAGCGCUGGCUGAGCCGCCAACCUUCGACCGUGGCCAGCACUGGCUGACUCCCGAAAUUCUGAGCCUCUUCGUCUUCCACGAGAUGCGCAAUUUGAGCAAAGAAGAGGAGAUAUUUAUUAUAAACUCACUUUACGGAAAAAUCUCGAAGCCGCUCCAUUCGAUCAUCGAAUUGGCGGACCAGCUGCGCAGAUCCGAAGACAGCACCCUGAGGAACCUCUCCUCCUCGCUGUCGACGAGGCAGCUGCUCAGGAUCGCGCACAGGAUGUCCAAAUAUCCAACGGACUCGGCACACGAGACGGUGCAGAGGACCUUCCUGGCCAAGUUCCUUCCCAACCUCGCCAGGCGGGCGCUAGAUGGCGCCGGCCAGAGGAUAGGCAUCGAACCGGCCACCCGCUUCGGUCUAUUCGGCAGCAGCGAGCCCAAACCGCCGUGCCGUAUCCACGACGGCACCCUCACCAUCGGGAAGACCAGCACGCGCGUUCUCAAAACGGACGCGCUGACGAAAGUGCCCGACAUACUGUUCUACGACGUGCCGCAGCACGUGCAACUGCUCGAGUGGCUCCUCCAGGACUUCCUGCUCGGCAGCCACCUCCUGCUGGUGGGGAACCAGGGCGUGGGCAAGAACAAGAUCGCGGACAGGCUGCUCCAACUCCUCAACCGGCCGCGGGAGUAUAUUCAGCUGCACAGGGACACCACGGUGCAGUCGCUGACCGUCCAGCCGACCGUCCGGGGCGGCGUGGUGGUGUACGAGGACUCUCCCCUGGUCAAGGCGGUGAAGGUCGGCCACGUGCUGGUGGUCGACGAGGCCGAUAAGGCCCCCACUCACGUCACCUGCAUACUGAAGACUUUAGUGGAGAACGGGGAGAUGGUACUGAGCGAUGGCAGGAGGAUCGUGCCCAAGGACAUGCUGGACGGCUCCGGUGGGGAGCAGUCCACCUUCAUUCCGGUCCACGACGACUUCAGGAUGAUAGUGCUCGCCAACCGGCCCGGAUUCCCGUUCCUCGGGAACGAUUUCUUCGCUUCUCUAGGCGAUCUAUUCUCCUGCCACGCGGUGGACAAUCCGUCCGUCGAGUCCGAGCUGGAGCUGCUCCGCUCGUACGGGCCCAACGUGCCCGGAGACGUGAUGCGGAAGCUCGUGCAGGCGUUCGCGGUUCUCCGGAACAUGGCCGACCAGGGUCAGCUGACCUAUCCGUACUCCACUAGGGAGCUCGUCAACAUUGUUAAGCAUCUGCAGAAAUAUCCAGAAGAAGACCUGGCCACGGCGAUAGGAAACGUUUUCGACUUCGACCGCUACAGCAAGGACACAUCUGAUACACUUCUGGAAGUUUUGCACUCCAGCGGUCUGCCGACAGAGGGCGUGCUGGAAGGACGUUCCAAAGACGCUAUGAAGAAGCUACAGAUGACGAUAGAAAGAAAAAGCGGAUUGGACGUGUCGUCGCCGAAGCACGGCAAGGAGGACCCGGACAAUGAGCCGCACGUGGGGGGCAACACGUGGGCGGGCGGCACGGGGGGGAGGGACACGGCCGGCCUGGGCGGCAAGGGGGGGCCCUACCGCCUCGACAAGGGCCACCAGGUGCACCAGUUGUCAGAUGAAGAGAAGAACGAUAUACCCGACCACGUGAAGGAAGCCGCCCGCGCUAUGAACAGAAGGGCCUUCGAAGAGCGUCUGAAGGAGGUCAAGAUGAGCGAAUACGACGCGAAGCUGUACGGGCAGUUCCUAAGGGCGGUCCAGCCGCAGAUUGGUGCUCUCCGCGGUGUGUUAGCAGAACUGCAGGCGAAGAAGAAAGAGAGGCAGUGGAGCCGACACCAGACUAGCGGGGAGCUGGACGACUCCAAGAUUAUUGAAGGAUUGACUGGCGAACGGGCGAUAUACCGCCGAAGGACGGAGCAGGAGCCGCCCCCUGGUUCCCCGCCAGACAAACCGAAGCGGCUAAGGCUGGUCCUCGACGUAUCCGGCAGCAUGUACAGGUUCAAUUCGUACGACGGCCGCCUGGAGCGGUCCAUGGAGGCGGUGGUGCUGCUGACGGAGGCGCUGAGGGGCUACGAGGCCCGCAUCAGGUACGACGUGUACGCCCACUCGGGGGAGGAGCAUGCCCUCGAGCUGGUGAGGGUCGACCGGCCCCCGCAGAACGAGAAGCAGCGCUUGCAGAUAAUCCGCACGAUGCACGCGCACGCUCAGUUCUGCUGGUCGGGCGACAACACGCUGCCCGCAACGAAGCACGCCAUAGAGGCGCUCGCGGCCGAGGAGGCGGACGAGGCGCUAGUGCUCGUGCUCUCGGACGCCAACCUGAGACGCUAUGGCAUCAUGCCGGAGUCCCUCGGGGCAGCGCUGACUGCCGAUCGGCGAGUCCAAGCGCAUGUCAUAUUCAUCGGCAGCCUGGGUGACGAGGCUAACACGCUAUUGCGUCGACUUCCAGCCGGACACGCGCACGUCUGUAUGGACGUGGCGUCUUUGCCCCACAUUCUGCAGCAGAUAUUCGCAUCAUCGCUGUUGCAGAGCUCGAACAAU
Molecule: messenger RNA, 3396 nt
Organism: Iphiclides podalirius (scarce swallowtail)
Lineage: Eukaryota; Metazoa; Arthropoda; Insecta; Lepidoptera; Papilionidae
Source: the annotation of a GenBank genome assembly